AUGGAGAAGGUUGAGAGCGACCUUGGCGGUCAAUUCGCCGAUAGAGAAGAGGCUAGUAAUUCGCCACCACCAAAACUUUACGUCGACACCUCUCACACCUCAAGUUUCUUCGAACAGCUCAAUUCAUUGAGAAGUGACCGUUUAUUAUGUGACGUUUCACUGGUACCAGUGAAACGAGUCUCGCUUGACAGACCUGAAACUCCUUCGAACUUUUGUAAAGGCUCGCCAAUUUAUGCACACAAAGUUAUUCUAUCUUCUACAUCUCCCUAUUUUUGUGCCAUGUUUGCAACUUCCAAUAUGAUUGAAUCGAAAGCUAGCACUGUGGAAUUACAUGAUAUGGAUGAAGAGGCUCUUCGCCAAUUGAUCGACUUUAUUUACACAGGUCAACUCACAAUAAAUUCAAAUUUAAGCCAUGCCCUUCUAACAACAGCCUCGAUGUUGCAACUAAAUUCAGUUAAAGAUGCUUGUGCAAACUUUUUGAUUGAUACAAUAACGCUUGGAAAUGUGAUAUCUUUGCUCGACUUUGCCUGCAUUUAUAAUUGUACUCAACUAGCAGUGUCUGCUCGCAAUUAUAUUUACAAGAAUUUUUGUCAUCUGGUAGAUUCUGAUGAGCUUUUAACGCUGGAUUUUGAACGAUUCUGCAGUUUAAUCUCGGAUGAUCGCCUAGUUUGUGGUGAAUGCGGUGAAGAAGAGGUUUAUCGAACGGCUAUCAGAUGGAUCCAAGCAGCGCCAGAAGAACGCGAACAAUAUACACCAAAGUUGUUGUCGCAAGUGAGACUUGGCCUCUGCUCCGGAGACUUUCUAGCGGAGACAGUUUUCAAUGAGCCAGUUAUUAAAAAUCAGCAAGAGUGCAAGGAUAUUCUUCUGGAGGCAAGUAAAGUACAUCUACGCCGAGGGCGACUUUCCCCAUCUGCGUCAUCACUUCGGGAGCGGUUUGUCCGACCCCGACAACAAAUUGGAUCGAACAAGAUUGUGAUAGUCGUCGGAGGUCAGGCACCAAAGGCAAUUCAUAAUGUUGACGCCUAUGAUCCAACUACAAUGCAAUGGACUUCUUUGAGCCCUUUAUCGCAAAGACGUUGCCGAUGUGGUGUUGCCCUAAUCGAUCGUCAUAUCUAUGCUGUUGGUGGUUUUAAUGGAGCUCAGCGAAUGAAAUCUGUUGAUGUGUAUGACACUAUUAGAAAUCAAUGGAUCCCUGGACCACCUAUGAGGCUUCGUCGGGGAACUCUUGGGGUGACCACUUUCAACGAUCAGCUAUUGAUUGCUGUAGGAGGUUUUGAUGGAGCAAAUGGGAUUGCAAAUGCUGAACUGUUGGAUCCACGAACAGGAGAUUGGUCAGAACUUGCCUCGAUGACAACGCGUCGGUCGUCGGUUGGCGUGACGUCUGUUGGCUCUAGUGUUUACGCGGUUGGCGGGUACGAUGGUCAGAGUAGACAUUGUUUGAAUACGGUAGAAGUUUUUGAUCUGCGAGCAAAUCGUUGGCGUGCUGGGAAGCCAUUACGCGAGGUUCGAUCUGGAGCUGCAGUAUGUUCUCUUAACGGUUUAAUCGUUGCUGCGGGUGGUCACGAGGGAGCAACUGUGAGGGAUACCGUUGAGAUCUAUAAUCCUGGGGUAGAUGAUGAUUGGGCAUUGAUUCCAAACAUGAGCGCUCCAAGACGAAAUGCGGGUGUACUUUUUGUGAAUAGCUCUUUAAUGGUUUUCGGUGGCGAUGAGGGAGAUUCUCAUUUAUUGGAUUCGAUUGAAACAUUGACAAUGGAUAUGGGUAGAGGACAACGGGCAGAGUUUGCCGGAAGAUGGCAAGUAAUAGAGUCAACACUUCCGCAACCUCGAUCAUACAGUGGAUUAGUGCUUGUCGAUAAGCCG
Molecule: messenger RNA, 1860 nt
Organism: Mesorhabditis belari
Lineage: Eukaryota; Metazoa; Nematoda; Chromadorea; Rhabditida; Rhabditidae
Source: the annotation of a GenBank genome assembly